CUGCGCUCUCCCCUCCUGCUUGUUCACACACGCACUCGGCUUCAUGCUGCACACACACACACCCACCGUCUCCUCUGACUGUCUGUGUGGACUGUGCACAUCAAAGAAGAAGCUUUUUACGACUCUGCCAGGACAGUAGUGCAGUGACAGAUUUUGGACUGUUAGUGUGUGUGUGUCUGUGCGUGGGUGUGUGUGUGUGUGUAUGUGUGCUUCGAGGGAAAGUGUUGAUCCAUGUGCUUGGGAUAAAACCGGACAAGUCAUUUUUGGGGGUGUUUUUUAUGGCUAGCAACUCGGAGGCAGAGACUUUUUCUCACUGACGUAAGGACCCACUGCUCCUUCUUGUGCCAGUGUCGUCUCGCUCGACAGGAUGACAUGGCGUCCUCAGUACCGCUGCUCCAAGUUUCGCCACGUGUUUGGUAAGGCCGCCACCAAGGAGAGCUGCUUUGAUGGCGUGCCAAUCACAUGCAGCGUCCAGGACAACAACUUCUGUGCAGUCAACCCACGUUUCCUGGCAGUCAUCACUGAGUGUGCCGGGGGAGGGGCCUUCCUGGUGCUCUCUAUCCAUCAUACAGGCAAAGUGGACCCUCACCAACCCCGAAUAUCGGGCCACAGAGGCAACGUGUUAGACAUCAAAUGGAAUCCCUUCAACGACUACUGCAUCGCCUCCUGCUCCGAGGACACCACGGUGAAAGUGUGGGAAAUCCCUCCUCAUGGUGUGCUGAAGAACCUCACAGCUCCGUGGAAGGAGCUUCAGGGUCACAGCCGCAGAGUGGGCCUCAUUGAGUGGCACCCGACCGCCAACAACAUCCUCUUCAGUACGGCCUAUGACUACCAGGUGAUGAUCUGGAACCUGGACUGUCCUGAGCAGGUGAUAAAAAACCCGGUACGGACAAUCAGCCACCACACAGACGUCGUCCUCUCCAUGUCAUUCAACACAGAGGGCAGCCUCUUGGCCACAACCUGCAAGGACAAGAAGGUCCGACUCAUAGAGCCGCGCUCAGGAAACCUACAGCAGGAGACCAACUGCAAGACACACAAAGCCAGCAAGGUGCUGUUCCUGGGUAACCUGAAGAUGCUCUUCACAUCGGGCACUUCACGUUACAACGACCGGCAGUUUGCUCUGUGGGAUCAGGACGACCUGUCUGUGCCUUUGUCACAAGAGAACCUGGAUGGUUCAUCAGGAGUCCUCUUUCCUUUCUUUGACCCCGACACACACAUGCUCUACCUUGCUGGGAAGGGUGAUGGAAAUAUGAGGUACUAUGAGAUCAGCUCAGAAAAACCGUAUAUCCACUUUCUAACGGAGUACCGCUCAAACCUACCUCAGAAAGGAUUGGGUGUGAUGCCAAAGAGAGGUCUGGAUGUGAGCACCUGUGAGGUGUUCAGGUUCUACAAACUGGUGACAAUCAAGAGUCUCAUUGAGCCACUUUCCAUGAUCGUACCCCGCAGGUCAGAGUCAUACCAAGAAGACAUCUAUCCAAUGACUGCUGGUAACAAGCCUGCUUUGUCUGCAGAGGAGUGGCUCAGCGGAAUUGAUAAAGGUCCGGUGCUAAUGUCUCUGAAGCCCGGAAGUCAAGUACCAGAAUCAUACUCGGAGAUGAUGAAAGGGCGACAAAACUCGCUGGACACUCGCAGGUCUCACAGCAGACCAGGCAUGCUGCAGCUGUCUUACAUUCAGGACCAAGUGGGAACCAAAGAAGGCAAGGAGGACGGCGGCAAUACAGAGGACGACAGGAGUCGGACACCCGUCAGCAACGGAGAAGACCUCGAACUUUGCACUCCGCCCCGGACAGAGAAUGAGCUGCGAAUGAAGUUUUACAAGCAGCAGGAGGAGAUCAGACGGUUGCGGGAGCUCCUCAACCAGAGGGACGUGCGCGUCAAACAGCUGGAGCUGGAGAUUAAGAACGUCAAAAACUUCCAGUCUCACCAGAGCCCACUCUAAGACUUGCCUGACCCACUGGGUCACCUUCACCCCCUCGAGGGACACAUGCAUUACUGUACAAAACCUACUAACCCCAUCUUCAAACCACAACACCCGUUCUUAGGGCUCUGACUCACCUCUUUACCUUUAAUGGGCCCCCCAUACUCACACUCAUACUGCACAGGGGUGACUUAAACCUCAACUUGUGUGUUUGUCUGUGUGUUCCACACACACAAUGCACAUAUUCUUUGUUCAUGUACAUACACUCAAACACUGAGUCUCACCCAGCUGUAACAUGUUUUAAAACUAUUUGCACCUGUUGACCUUGACCUUUCUUUUGUACGCUUCAAAGCUAUGCAAGUUAAUUGUAAUUUUUUUUGCUUUUUAUGCUCUUUGUAGCUGGAGAUGAAACGGGAUGUCUGUGCCUGUCAUGACUGAAUAAUGUGGCUAACUGCGUGUUUGAAAGUUGUUGCAGGCCAGGAGCAGACAUCCUGUGUGAUUGUGCGAUAACGCUGAAUUUAUUUUCUAUGCUUGGUGAUUGUUUUAUUUCCAAUAUUCAAACUACUGUAAGUGGCGGUGGUGUUUUUAAUGUAUGCUUGAAUGUGUGCUUGAAUGAGACCGAGGCUAAAUUGAUGACAAUAUCAUGAUCCCUGCGGUGCUCCUGCGUUCCAUUGAGUUGCAUUUGUUUUUAUUUUUUAAUGACUGGAAAAUUGAAAAUGAAUCAAUGUGUUUCACAGCAGCUAUUGUGUAAGCCAACUCUGUAACUGAUGCCAUGUAGCAGUUCUUAAUUUUUAUAUUUAUUUUAAAAUACAGGCAAAGAAAAAAUACCAUUUGUUCAAGUACUUAAUUCCCAAUUGUAAUUUUGCUAAAUAUAGCACGCAAACAGGACAUAAAGCAUGCUUUAAUUUUUCCUGAGGUGGAGUCACUGUGAAGAAACAAUUUAAAGCCAUUUAAUCGUAAUCCUGCACUACUUCUGGGUUAGUUUGUGUUCCACUAGUUUUUAGUUCUGAAUGUAUUUUCUUUAAUAAGGUGUCUUUUAUUGCUCUUUGUAAAAGUCUGAAACAUGACACUGGGAUUUUCUAUUCAUAUUUUAAGCUGAAAGAGUAUCUGCUUCUUGAGUGGAUAGUAAAAUAUGAGCACAUCAUAGCUUGUGUGAGUGAUAGCUGGAGUGCAGGUGGGAGAUAUGAUAUAUAUGGAUAUGAUAGAAAUGUGUCUACUGUCAGAUAUCACGUAGUAUCUCUCCUGUAUUAUUCAUUCAUUUACUGAAUUAGACUUCCUAUUUCAUUCAUAUACAGUUCCUCAAAAUAGCUACAAUGGAGUACAAUCUAAAAUUAGAUUAGCAUAUUAUUUCUAUAACCCAUUUAUAUGUAAGAACUGUAGUUGUUAAAUGCUAACCCAAAUUAUUAUUUAGCUUGACAGUUCAUAGCUGACCUUGAAUGCAGCGCUGGAAAAAUAAUUCCAUCUCAUCUCUUACUCACAUGUUCUGGAUCUUUAAACAGUCUUCAUUAGCAGAUUAGGUUUGUCAGUAAGUGGAUUGGAUGAGUAGAUGAGUACAUUUUUUUACAUUUUUUUUAGAAGAUGAACAGAGGGUUACCAGUAUGAUGUUUCAUUUUUGAAAAAAACCUUUGUGUGAAAUGACUAAGCCUGAAUGAGGCUAGUGGAAGACAAAUUAGCUCAACAGGGAGACAGGUCUUCAUCUCUUAAAAUAAACAUUUGACUUACAUGUGACAAGGAAAACAUAAAUGUUUUGUUUCAUAAUGCUUCGCUGUUAAUUUAACUGCAAAGAGUUCGAUAACUAAAAUGUACACAAAGUCGCACUGAGCCCUGAGUGAAGUUUAUCUAAUGGCAUUUAAAAAUGCGUUUUCCCUCAAGGAACUUCUGAAUUGUGUUCAUAGUUUUUGCCACCAGACCAGUUUUUAAUAUUGGUUGCUUUCAGAUUUUAAACAUUCCCUUGUUCUCCAUGUUGAGAGGAACAAUUAUCUGCCAUGUAAAUAUGCAUAGAUGUUACAGAAGUGCUUGCAAAUAUUAGGCAACACAAACAGUAUAGCUGUUCGUCCCAAGAUACAGCACAAAUGAUCAUGCAUGCCUGUAUUUAUGUAGUCGGAAGGACAAGCACUAUAACAAUAUUCUAGAUUACAUUUCAUGGCCUCUAGUGAAAGACUGCCACACCAACCCACACACAUGCAGACACACUGGCCUCAAUACAAUUGUGGACCUUUUGACCUCUGACAGGACAGUUCUAGCACAGCUUCAUCUCUGGCUGACUUUUGUCCAGGAGCAGCAAUGCCCCGGCCAAAGUAAACUCUACCCACCAAUGCUGUUGGUGGAUGAGUCUCAACACAUUCCCACAGUGCACUGCUGUGGACUUGGUUAAGGGCUGAUUUGGAUGUUUGGUUACAUCACAACAGUUGUAGGUUGUACUUCCAGAGCCAUUCCAACCAGCUAAAUCCUGACUAUGUUUCCUUCAGAAUUUAUUUAAAUGUUUUUUUCCGAUCCCCAAAAACAUUUUAUUUGUAUUAUAAUAUUUCUCCUUUUCUAAAAUGUCUCUAAAAAUGCAAAUUUAAAAAAAAGGAUGUACUGUCUGACAGAAUUGUGCAUUUAAAUAACAAUCAUUGUCUAUCUUGGGAAUUCAAUGCUUGAUGCAAUUGUGCAACAACCACAAAUAAAUACUGCAUAUCUCUAACUAAAUAACAAAGCAGCUGCCAUUUUUGAUCAUAUUUCUUCAGCUGUGUUUUAUAGUGACUGAACUGUUAACAGCAGAAUUUGUCUUAUACACUGCCUUUACUGCUGGCCCAUUUUACUAC
Messenger RNA from Cyclopterus lumpus (lumpfish), 4722 nucleotides. RefSeq names its product coronin, actin binding protein, 2A (gene coro2a). Gene Ontology annotation, biological process: actin filament organization. The coding region runs from base 368 to 1939 and encodes 523 amino acids. Lineage: Eukaryota; Metazoa; Chordata; Actinopteri; Perciformes; Cyclopteridae. Gene Ontology annotation, molecular function: actin filament binding. The transcript is spliced from 12 exons. The record is from RefSeq and is a predicted model, not a curated record.